AGACUACGCAUGCUUUCCCAGUGGACUUUAUCCACAACACAAAAUUUAAGAACUGCUCGAGUAUUCUCAAAGCGAUGCAUCAUAAUAUUGUAGUGUGUUAGGACCGGCGUUGGCUUACAAAGCAUAUAAUAUAGAGAACGCAGCUCAUGAAUCAACAAACUGGGCCGGUUUGGCGAUGGAAUCUUGACUUGAUGAAUGCGCCGAGGGUGUGCGUUCUCGUUCGGCGGAAUAUAAAAUUAUUACAGAUUCUGUAGGCUACAAACCGGUUAAGCCAUUUGAUUGUGCAGUGCGUACUGCGUAGUUUCACGUGCCGCACAGCGCUCGCGUCUAGCGCGUAUACAGCAUCGAUCGCGUCGACUACGACUUGAGGUGUAGCGGAAUGCGCUAGCCUUGGCCAACGCGCAUAUGAUAUUAAUAUAUUCUAGGGGUAAACGAGAAUCGGCAGUUUUGAUUGCGAAACGUUAUCGGUGGCGUGAUUAAUUGCAUUAUCUGGUUGGAGGAUUUUUACGCGGGCAUUGUCGUCGCUAGUGUGCGGAAGAUGGGUGAAAAAAUGGAGCCGAUGAUGACGGACGGGCGAGAUUAUGAUGUGGAGACAGGGAAUCCCAAGGCGCACUACAGCUUCGACGAGACCUCCAUUCGCGCCGCGUUCGUACGGAAGGUGUUCGGCAUCGUAUCGGUGUUGCUGCUGAUAACGACCGGAUUCAUUGCUUUGUUCAUGUUCAUUCCCGAAUUGCAUUAUUUUGCCGCCACAAACCAACCGAUGAUGAUUGCGUCAAUGGUGUUAACAUUCGUCAUUAUUAUCGCUCUGGCCUGCUUCCAACAGUUGCGCCGGCAAACUCCCGUCAAUUUCAUUCUGCUCAUUCUCUUCACAUUGUGCAUGAGCUGGAUGCUGGCGACGGUGACGGCGUUCUACGAGGUGGAGUCGGUGCUCUGGGCAGCCGGCGUAACGGCCGUUAUAACCAUUGCGCUGACCAUCUUCGCCAUGCAGACCAAAUGGGACUUCACCAUAAUCAGCGGUCUGAUGUUGGUCGUCAUGGUCGUCCUGCUAUUCUUUGGCAUAUUCGCCGCCAUUUUUCAAAGCCGCAUUUUGCAUGUCACCUACGCCGCCCUGGGAGCCCUCGUCUUCGGCAUCUAUCUGGUGAUCGAUGUGCAAUUAAUGCUUGGUGGACAGCACACUUACUCGGUGUCACCGGAAGAGUACGUCUUCGCUGCCCUGAACAUCUAUCUCGACAUUGUCAAUCUCUUCCUGAAGAUUCUCAUCAUCAUCGGAAACACAAAAAAAUAAACGAUGAGUGCUGGAAUUGUUGUACUGAAGCCAUAUCGCUGCCGAUAGAAUGAUAGUACUGUAAUCAUCCGCAUCGCUAGAUCGUAUAUCGUGUACGUACGCAUGUGAUCUUUUGACCCGUCGCUGCUUAUUGUUAAAUAUUUUUUCUAUUUUUGCUUGUUAGAAUAUUAGUUUUCAUUUUGUUUUUAUUACUGUAUAACACUAUAAGUACUAACAGGCCAAGUCGGUUAUAUGGAGUGUUUUUAUAGCGCCGCGGUUUGGAUCUCUACGAAAUGUGGCAUUUUAUUACAGCGGAACAGUUGUUCACUUGUUACGCUCCGCGAAAAUGAAAGUGCACUGUGCUUUCGUUGAACUGAAGUAAUUAAAAUCAUU
Messenger RNA from Paramacrobiotus metropolitanus, 1657 nucleotides. Its product is annotated as protein lifeguard 1-like. The transcript is spliced from 8 exons. Bases 539 to 1285 code for a protein of 248 amino acids. The record is from RefSeq and is a predicted model, not a curated record. Gene Ontology annotation, cellular component: membrane. Lineage: Eukaryota; Metazoa; Tardigrada; Eutardigrada; Parachela; Macrobiotidae.